Messenger RNA from Helobdella robusta, 1353 nucleotides. RefSeq lists its product as hypothetical. Bases 653 to 1036 code for a protein of 127 amino acids. The record is from RefSeq and is a predicted model, not a curated record. The transcript is spliced from 8 exons. Lineage: Eukaryota; Metazoa; Annelida; Clitellata; Rhynchobdellida; Glossiphoniidae.
GGGACGGCCUGGUCUUCAAGUACUUUGGCAAAGUGCACAAGAAGACCAAGAUACCCGUGAGGGCCACCGUACUUGCUGGACUGUUGGCAGGUUUCAUGGCGACAUUCUUUGACGUGAAGCAGUUGGUUGACAUGAUGUCCAUUGGUACACUGCUCGCUUAUACGCUCGUCUCUGCCUGUGUCAUGCUACUAAGGUACGAAGUCUAUGAAGGCGAUUCAGAGAUGAUGAUAAUCGUCUUGGCGGUGAUGAUAGUGAUAUCUUGAUACGUCGUCGUGAUGAUAAUGAUAUCGGAGAAGAUGAUGAGGAGGAUGAUGAUGAUAAUGAUAACGGUGGCUGUUGUAGUGGCUUUGGUGGCUGUGGCUGUUGUGGUAAGGGCAAAUCUAAGAAAAGAUUUCCAACCGAAAGAUCGAGUUUGGCUGUAAAGGUGCUGGUUACUGGCAUUGCUGCCCUGACGAUCUGGCUGAGCGUCUCUCUCGACCACCUCACCAUCUCAUCAUGGUGGAGCGUCCUCAUCAUCACCGUACCCUCUCUUUUCAUCAUCAUCUUCACCAUCGCUAUCUCCCUCCAGCCGACCAAUUCUAGGGUCCUCACCUUCCAGGUUCCUUUGGUACCAUUCAUUCCGACUCUGAGCGUUGUCAUCAACAUUUAUCUAAUGUUCAAACUCGGGCGGGAAACUUGGAUUAGAUUUAUCGUCUGGCUCGCGAUUGGCUUGAUCAAUUACUUCGGCUACGGCAUGCGCCACAGUCGCGAACGCAAGCAGCACCUCCACUCCCUGGCAGCUGCCAAUCACGGUGACGUCACGAACGUUAACGAAUCAGCAGCAGGAGGAGGAGGAGCAUCCGAUGAUGACGUCCUAAAUAACGAUGACGACGAAGUUAAUGAUGAGGAAAUUGUUGGGAGUUUCCCGGGGGCCAGCCACGGUCACAAAGGGUCGACACAACGGGGGGUGAGGAGAAGUUUUGAAGGGUAUUCUGGAAGGUUCUUUGAUUACAGGCAGUAUUCAGUCCCCGAUGAGAGAACACCCUUGUUGGUCUGAUUUGAUUGGUUGCCAUUCGAAGGGUAGGCGGAGUUUAUAAGCUAUAUUUGUGUUAUGGGCGGAUUUUGUAAUGAUUUCAUUGGCUGAUUUUCUAUUAGUUGGUCGGUUGAUUCGUGCUCUAUGUGCAAAUUCUGUAAAUACCGCAUUUUUUAUUUUUUUGGUUUACUUGUUGAUUCAUAAGUUGAUUGGCUGACAAACAAACGAAUGAAUGAAUUAGUGAAUGAGUGAAUGAAUAAUGAAUGAACAAACGAACGAAGGAAAAAACGAACGAAUGAACAAUUGAUUGAUUGACAAAAACCAGAUAGACCGACCGCUUC